This is a messenger RNA of Peniophora sp. CBMAI 1063, 1401 nucleotides long. The record is from the annotation of a GenBank genome assembly. NCBI's taxonomy places the organism in Eukaryota, Fungi, Basidiomycota, Agaricomycetes, Russulales, Peniophoraceae.
AUGACGCUCGAGUCCACGAAUAAUUUGAAGAACACGAUCACGCCGGCGGGCGCUAAAGCGAAUGGCAAUGGCAAGGCCCAUCUAAGCUCUGCGGAUAUCAUCCAUCUGGAGCAUGAGUACGGCGCUCACAACUAUCAUCCGCUUCCGGUCGUGAUUGACCGUGGCCUUGGUGCGAAAGUAUGGGAUCCCGAGGGACGCGAGUAUAUCGACAUGCUCUCGGCUUACUCGGCCGUGAACCAGGGUCAUUGUCACCCACGCAUCGUAGCUGCACUGACAACUCAGGCUCAGAAGCUGACGCUUUCUUCGCGCGCGUUCUACAACUCCCUCUUUGGCGUCUUUGCGCAGAAGAUCACCGAUAUCUUCGGUUAUGACAUGGUCCUGCCUAUGAACACGGGUGCCGAAGCCGUCGAGACGGGUCUGAAGCUCGCACGCAAGUGGGCAUACCAGAAGAAGGGUGUCAAGGAUGGACGUGCCAUCAUCCUCAGCGCUGAAGGAAACUUCCAUGGCCGCACGCUCGGCGUCAUCUCGAUGUCGACUGACCCGGAAAGUCGGACUGGCUUUGGUCCUUACCUCGACAAAGUGGGCCCUACGUACCAAGACGGCGAACAGACAAAGACCAUUCGCUACGGUGUUAUCGAAGACCUCCGUCGCGCGUUUGAACUGUAUGGCGAAGACAUCGCAGCGUUCUUAGUUGAGCCUAUUCAAGGCGAAGCCGGCAUCGUUGUCCCGCCGGAGGGCUAUCUCAAGCAAGUGCGCGAGCUUUGCACGAAGCACAACGUGCUUCUCAUCUGUGACGAGAUUCAGACGGGUCUUUCGCGAACGGGAAAGCUUUUGGCGCACCACCACGAUGGUAUUCGCGCUGAUAUUGUUCUGCUCGGCAAGGCUUUGUCUGGUGGACUGUACCCCGUCUCCGCCGUUCUUGCCGAUCGUGACAUUAUGCUCUGUAUUCAGCCUGGCGAGCAUGGUAGCACAUACGGCGGGAACCCCCUCGGAUGCGCGGUAGCUAUGACGGCCCUGGAUGUUUUGCUAGAGGAGAAACUCGCAGAGCGCGCUGAGGUGCUGGGACAACGGUUCCGCAAAGGCGUUGAGGCUAUUGGUAGUCCUCUUGUCCAGCUUGUGCGCGGACGUGGCCUGCUCAACGCUGUCGUCAUCGACGAGAGCAAGAGCGCUCGUGGUCGAACUGCUUGGCAGUUCUGCCUGCUCCUGAAGAGCAAGGGCCUGUUGGCGAAGCCCACGCAUGUCAACAUUAUUCGCUUUGCGCCGCCGUUGGUCAUCUCUGAGGAGGAUCUCGAUAAGGCCGUCGCCAUCAUUGGACAGUGUCUCCAGGACCUUGACACGCUGGACGAGAUUCCCGGUGAGGUUGAGAGUGAGAAGGGCUUCCAGGAUCAUAUCGAGAAUUAA